Messenger RNA from Melanotaenia boesemani (Boeseman's rainbowfish), 1858 nucleotides. RefSeq lists its product as uncharacterized. The record is from RefSeq and is a predicted model, not a curated record. Lineage: Eukaryota; Metazoa; Chordata; Actinopteri; Atheriniformes; Melanotaeniidae. The coding region runs from base 538 to 885 and encodes 115 amino acids. The transcript is spliced from 3 exons.
GUGACAUGUAAACAGAACUUGCGGUUAGAGGUGUCUUUAUGUCAAGAUAGUACCAUCAGUUGGACUGACUUGGCGCCCAAGAAAAAAAUUACUUGUUUUUAUUAUUAUUGAGUUCUUUUAGCAAGUUAGAACGGAAUAUAGCUAUUCCUGUCGUAUGCACUGUAGUCAGGUAAUGUCAGCAACAGCGGAUAAAAAGGUAGCGCUAGCUCGCACUAAGGUUAGCGUUAGCUUAUGACUAAUGACAAAGCGCCUGAGACUGGCUUGUUAACCAACCAGCUCGUCAACGCCGAUAAGUUGCUAUUUAAUUACCAUUUAACGCUACCUAGAAGGGUCUAUGUAGUUUAUAGCAAUAGUUUAUUAAUUUGAUAGUAUUGGCAAAAUUGAUGAUGGUUUCCACUUACUAUCCAACAUAACUAGCUAGACAGGCGGAGUUAGCUUAAGUAAGGUAGUAGGCCAUCAGCUGAGAUAAGACAGCCAAGUAGCCUUUUCUGAGGAAAAUACAAAAGACAUUCCUCUAAUUUGACGAAGUUUCAACAUAUGUUGACUGAAAACAGGAAACGGCAGCACAGUGGUGGUGAUGAGGACAGUGGCCACCUGGUGCCCCAUGCCAAAAGGCAAAGCAGAGCUCAUCCUCUCUCUCCUGAGCCAGGACGGGAUGCUUGGGACUCUGAGUCAUCCAACAGUGAGAGCAGCAGCAGCAUCAGCAGUCCAGAACAUGCGGCUGGGAGUCAGUGUUUUGUGGGCCCUUGCAGUCCUCUCAUCUCGGGCAACUCUUCAGAGCUGGUUGGCCCAACAAACCAAGUGUCAUACCUGCAGAUCAACCGCAUCCUUAGAGAGGCCCACUUCCAGAGCCUGCACAACCGAGGACAGCUCAGAGACACUUGAUGACACGAUGUCCCUCUGUCAGCCACCAGAGGACCGAUGAUAUAUGUCAGCAUCACAUGCUGAAUCACUUCACUCAGCUCUCUUCCCCACCUAUCUAAAGUUGGUGUGGCAUACGACCGUUACACAGAUCUGUGAGUGGAGGCCAACUUCUGAUCAGGUAUAUGGGGGUGGUUCAUUUUUCAGAUAAAUCAGUGAUUUUCAGUUGAGCAAUAAUAACUGUGAUCAGCUCAAAACAUUCUUUGAACUGCUUUUUUUUUUUUUUUUUUUUGUGACCAGUCUAGUUUACUUGCUGCUCUGAGAGCCUUUUUGUGACUGACUGAUGGUGAAUCCUUGUGUUUUGUCUUAAAUGUUGUAUGAAAACAUCAGAGCUGCCAAAAUGACCCCAAACAUAAUUUUAGUCUGGUCAUUGUGACUUGUUAAAUCUUACAGUGAGGUACUUUGUUUGCAUAAUGCUGAACUGGAUAUAUGUAAGUAUGUGGAUCAGUCUCAGGGAGCAUGUGCACUUGUCUUAGACGGCUCAUUUGCUUUCAUUUGCAGACAGAAUUCUCUACAAGAGGUUGUAUAAACCAUGGUCAUGAACUUAGCAAAGGGGGUCACCCUUACUUAGCUAAGAAUAUUUAAAAAUUGUUGUCACAUAAAUUUUUAGAUAUAGAGAAAUUAGCCCAUAGAACACAGGAUUUGGUUUUAGGGUGGGUUUUUCAAAGAUUUUACAACAUUCCCAAAACUAUACAUUUUUUUUUAUUACAUUAGCCAUUUUUUUUUUAUCAGCAAUUACACCUAUUUGGGUUGAACAAAUCCUGCUUGCAUACUCUGUAUUAAGCUAGUAGAAAGGGCAUUAAGAUGCACAUCUGGUUCCAGAUUCAGAUAAAACAAUAUUUACACAUACUGGAUUAUUAGAAUAUUGUUCAGUCUUGUUGCUUUCUUUGGUUAAUUUGUUUGUUUUAUUGGUUAGUUUUUUUUCUUCUGGUCAGAA